UUUAACAUGUUUGUCAAAAUUUUAUGUAGGGAUGUGUCAAAAUUUUUAUCUGCUAAAUUUAAAAUGUUCUUAAAAUUAUAUAUGCCGCAAAAGAUACAAAUAAUUGGAUGAUAAGAAUGUGAUUUAUGAAAUAAUUGAGUGAAUUUUAAUAAAAAUAGAAACAUGGACUAUCACAGACGCAAUCGCCGAGGCCGACCACGUUCAAGACCUCGAUUCCCAGUCUAUAUAGCUGCUAGACCACCAAAAUGGUCUGUUUUCAACGGUUUCUGCAGCUUCCUCGUUCUGACGAGUCUCAUUGCUGUAAUGUAUAUCAUGCUGGAGUUCCACUGCAACAACUGUAGCAAGAAAUGUAACAUUUACAACAUCACAAAGGGUCUUGAUGACAUAGCGCUAAACAUUUCGAAUAUGAAAGGCUCGUAUUCUGAUUUGGAGAGGAAGAUAACGAAAGUCUCUGAAGAACUUCCCAAAAUUGAAGGGCAAAUAGAAAUUUUGGAAGCGUUAGCCAAUACUAUGGAGAGAGGCGAUUGGGUCUGGAAUCCCAAAGCGCAUUUGCCUCUGCCCAACGUUGAUGUAUACCUAAGUAAAGUACCAAAAAAUAAUGAAAAAUCAUUAAACGUUUUUGACCUUAAAACAGAUGUAUUAAAUACCGAAGAAAACUUUACAAGGAAUGACGCGAACAUGUAUUCCAGCGUUAAUAUGACUUUAAAAAAAGAUUGACUAGACGUCGAAAAAUGUUUUUAUAAUAUAUCCUUAAGGAAUGCGUGUUUUGGUACAUUUUAAGUAAUAAAAGACUAUUCUAUGUCAA
Molecule: messenger RNA, 805 nt
Organism: Danaus plexippus (monarch butterfly)
Lineage: Eukaryota; Metazoa; Arthropoda; Insecta; Lepidoptera; Nymphalidae
Exons: 2
Coding region: 163-717 (184 amino acids)
Source: RefSeq, a predicted model, not a curated record